GUUUGUGCUCGAAUUUUGCAUUUUGAACAUUUUCAGCUGGCCUGUUCGUCGUCGUAUUGCAUUCACAGUCACUCUUUGGACACCUUUCGUCGCUCAUUACAAAAAGUCGGUCAUUAUCAUCUUCGUUCCACCAAGCACAACCUUCCAACAACCGCUGUCAGAAGAUCAAGUCAAGCCUAGAAUAUACGUGUAAUCCAAGAUGCAUUCACUCAUCGCUCCCCUCCUCGCUGCAGGCCUUGCUAGCCUUGCGCAAGCCUACACCAAGCCCGGCGCAAACACCUGGGGACCAUUGCUCGAGCCAGACUUGAGUCAUCCCAUCACCCAAGGCGAAAGCUUCACAGUGACAUGGGACCCCGAGGACCAUCCCACUAGCGACGUAACUGUCAGCUUGGUUCUCUGUCAAGGUCCAUCAACCAACUGCGUCCCCUCCGACAGCGCCAUCGCCUCCGGCAUCCCAGCCAGCCAAAAGUCCUACGAUUGGGAAGUCCCAUGCGACCUGGCUCCAGGCACCCAGAACACCGCCACCGGCUACGGUAUGAUGAUCAUUGUCGACGGAACAGGUGAAUUCCAGUACUCCACUCAAUUCUCCUGCCUCGCCAGCAAGACCUGCUCGACCUCGGGUUCCAGCUCCUCCAACAGCACAGGUGCCACCACAACCACCAGCGGCAGCUCCGUGAUCGUCAUGCCACCCACGCAACAAACCGGAUCAUGGUCCUCCGGCGACUCCUCCCACCCAACAACUACGGCCAGCGGACCGUGGAGCUCAACCACCGGUCCGUCCUUCUGCUUUGACUGCUCUUCAACCUUGGCUACAAUAAGCUACAGCACCGCUUCAGAGGGCAGUGUUGUUACUGCCAGCGCGACGGCAACCAUUACCUCCGCUGCCGCCGGCACCACAGUCGCCGCGACGGGCACCUCAUCUGCCCCGGCUUCGACCUUCACUGGCGGCGCGGUGGCGAUCGGUCUCAAUGGGGCUGGUAUGGCGUUGGCUGGCGCUGUCGCGUUAUUCGCCUUGUAGAAGGAUCAUGUCAAUGGCGAAGGCGGGUUUAUCGAUGGUGCAUGGGUUUGUGUUUGCAUAUAGCAAGGGCGUUCCAAAGUGGGUGAAGCAUAGAACGGGCAUUUGGGAACCAACUGAACUUCAUUCAAUAUCAUUAUCUGGUGAGGAAUACUCCGUACUCCUGGCGCAAUUUCUAUUCGGAUCAACGCUAGGGGCAUAUCGAUGCUAAAGGGGCCUUGCCGCCUCUGAACAUGAUGCUUAGAGAUGAUGACCACUUGAAAAUUAAGGCCCAUCCAUGCGUCUUUCUGCUGAACCAUGUCCACUUACGGGCAUAACCAUGGUCAGAAGGCAGUCGGGAAUCGCUGGGCACCUACGAGUAGCUGCGCCUUUCUAGUAGCAUUUUAACAAAGCC
Messenger RNA from Exophiala xenobiotica, 1409 nucleotides. RefSeq lists its product as uncharacterized. NCBI's taxonomy places the organism in Eukaryota, Fungi, Ascomycota, Eurotiomycetes, Chaetothyriales, Herpotrichiellaceae. Bases 200 to 1018 code for a protein of 272 amino acids. The record is from RefSeq and is a predicted model, not a curated record. The transcript has 2 exons.